Messenger RNA from Helianthus annuus (common sunflower), 2399 nucleotides. RefSeq names its product sodium/calcium exchanger NCL2. Lineage: Eukaryota; Viridiplantae; Streptophyta; Magnoliopsida; Asterales; Asteraceae. Gene Ontology annotation, cellular component: membrane. The coding region runs from base 108 to 2237 and encodes 709 amino acids. The record is from RefSeq and is a predicted model, not a curated record. Gene Ontology annotation, biological process: intracellular calcium ion homeostasis; calcium ion transmembrane transport. The transcript is spliced from 9 exons. Gene Ontology annotation, molecular function: calcium:proton antiporter activity; calcium ion binding.
CACAAUGUUUCAAACUGCAAUCAUUCCAUAUGUUCAUAAAUUUCAUCAAAUAAAUAGUUAAAUACUCUCUCUAUGAUCACAACAACCUCAGUUGAUAGAUACCAUACAUGUUUCAGAAAAUGGGAAUAAUAUUCAAGAUUGCAUACUAUACACAGUUUCUUCUUAUUCUGAUACCUGUGGUGGUUAAUGGAAGGUUCUUAGAUCAUAGUACUUCUGAGCUUGUUUCAGAUGGCGGAGAUGAUCUGGCGCAAGGAGCUGAAUCAUCUUUCUUGCAUCUCAAAGGAAUUGAUUCUUCAGAAGAGCAAUGUGAGCAAAUGUAUGGAUUCUUACCAUGCUCAGAAAAUACUUUAGGCCAUUUUUUUCUCAUCGUCGUUUAUGAAUACCUGUUGUAUCAUGGAGAAUGCUAUGUUUCUUCUGGAGGUAAAAGGAUUUUCAAGAUUCUUGGUCCUGGAAUCUUUGGUGCAAGUGCUUUUCAAAUUCUUGGCUUUCUUCCUGAAUCCUUAAUACUUCUCUUUUCCGGACUUUUCAACACUCAAGAGGUAGCUCAAGAAUAUGUUCUAACUGGAGUUGGAUUACUAGCUGGAUCAACAAUAUUGCUUCUCACUUUGUUAUGGGGAACUUGUGUGAUUAUUGGUAGUAAAGAUUUCUCCUCAGAAUCUGGCUCAAAUACUUCAUCGCGUUCCACCCAAAGCCCUUACAAAAAGUUCUUAUCAUUUCUUACUGGUUCCGGUGUAACUACAGACCCGGAAACAAGUUCAGCAGCAAGAAUCAUGCUUCUUUCACUUAUACCAUUUCUGUUUCUUUUAAUUCCAAAAUUAUUUGGAAUGACAUAUACUACCCAUGGAUAUAUCUACAUAAUUACACUUCCUGUUUCGGUUACGUUCUUGCUGGUAUACUUCAUCUAUCAGGUGUUUGAGCCUUCUAUCCAAAAGAGACGAUUAUCAUAUGUCAAACACGAGCAUUUAGUUUUAGACCUAUUAAAACAUAUACAGGAGCACACCACAGAAAAAAUACUCACCGAAGAUGGUUUAGCUAAUCUGCCUGCUAUAAAAAGUUUGUUCACAAAGAUUGAUCAAGAUGGUGAUGCAUACAUAUCUUUUCCUGAGCUUAGAGGAGUACUUCAAGAUAUCAAGUUCAGGCAACUAACUUGGGACAAACAGCAAACAAUUGAACAAGUUAUGAAAGAAUUUGAUGAUGAUGGUGACACAAAGGUAACAAUUGAUGAAUUCACUGAUAGAUUCACAAAAUGGCUUGAUGAAACUAAAAGCGCAGUAAAUAAACCGUAUCGUUCAGUUGGUUCCUGGAAAGAUCUAUAUCAGGUUGUCCAACCAUGGGUCCAAACGAAAAAGAAAGAACACGAAAUGAUGAAAGCACUUGUAUCCGAAAUUAUCAGUCAUACUAAAAACUCUCCACUUGGAAAUUUUUAUACAGAAGAUGGAAAACCAAAUGUAUCAGCUAUAAAGAGAUUGUUUAAGAGCUUAGAUGUCAACAACGAUAAUUCUAUAUCGCUAUCCGAAUUAAAAACACUUAUGAUGGAUUUUGACUUUGGGGAGACAUCAUGGAAUGUGGAUGAAGCAACAUCUCACAUAAUGCAAGAUCUUGACAAAAGUGGAGAUCAACAGAUUGAUGAAGAAGAAUUUGUUGAUGGAUUUAGAGAUUUGCUCAAUGUAUCCAAUGUUCAGUUGACACCAAAGACGCCCGGGCCUAAAGAUAUAUCGCGGAAACCUUGGGAAAAAUGGGUAGAUGGUGAGGUGGAUAGAUCUAUGUGGGCAUGGACAAAGGCUGUAAUGCUACUGGUUCUUGGGAUAACUAUGUUGGCUCUUUUGGCAGAACCACUCAUACACAGUGUUCAAAAUGUGUCCAACUCAGCAACCAUACCAUCUUUCUUUAUAUCUUUUAUUUUGGUUCCUUUGGCCACUAAUGCUAGAGCUGCUGUCACUGCAAUCCAAACUGCAAGUCAAAGGAAAGAACGAACUACUUCGUUGACUUUUUCGGAGAUAUAUGAUGGAGUGUUCAUGAACAAUGUUCUUGGAUUUUCUGUUCUUCUAGCAGUCGUAUAUUUUCGAGGAUUGGUAUGGCAUUUCACUGCUGAAUUGUUGGUUGUGUUCAUUGUUUGUAUCGUCGUGGGAACGGCAGCAGGCUUUAGAUCCAAGUUUCCUGUUUGGACAUCAAUCGCGUCAUACCUGCUCUAUCCCUUAUCUUUGAUCUUUGUGUAUGUUUUUGCAGAUUUUCAAUAGGAAAAAGAUAAGUAAAUUGUAAUUUUUGUCACCUGAAUGUCAAAACAUGUAAUUGUUUGUAUUAAGUUUAUAUUUUUCAUGUAUAGAAUAUUCUUUCAUAGUUGUGGGAUCUAUGUUUUUGAAGCACUGAAACUAAAUUUUGUAUCUGGAAUUAUUUUUUUG